Cladocopium goreaui is the source of this 3207-nucleotide messenger RNA. The record is from the annotation of a GenBank genome assembly. NCBI's taxonomy places the organism in Eukaryota, Dinophyceae, Suessiales, Symbiodiniaceae.
GCUUGAGCUUCCGAGUAUUGUCGCCAUGGGGCCAUGCUCAACAUCUAAUCUAAGAGCGUUGCCCAGCUCAGGCUUCAACGCUGCCAUCAAUGCUUGUGCCAAGGGAGGUCAUUGGACCAGUGCCUCCUUUCUGUUGGAAGAGCUGAGGCACCGACUCCUGCGUCCCAAUCCCAUCACCCUUGGCUCCGUCAUGUCGUGCGGUUGCGGCUGGGCCACCGCUCUGCGACUCCUCAGUGGUCCCGUGGAUGCCAUCUGUUGGAACGGCGCCAUUGCGGCGGGCGAAAGGACGGGGGAAUGGACCGCGGCCGCCUACCUGCUGCGCUGCAUGGGCCACAGCCGUUGGAGACCUGACAGCGUCAGCUACAAUGCUGCAGGUGCCGCCUGCGUCCUAACGUCUGGCUGGGAGGAGUCCUUGAAGUACGUGGAGGAGAUGGCAACUGGCUUCGAAACAUUCGGAAUUGUUUCUCCUUCUUGAUGAUGGUGAUGAUGAUGAUGAUGAUGAUGAUGAUGCCAGCAACUAACAUUGUUCAGGAGUUUGAAAGCACCAGCCAGGUGAAGCAUCGGUUUCUCCAACCUACAGUGAUCACUUACAACAGUUGCAUUACCUGUUGCGGUGCAGCGGGUCGGUGGCUGAAAGCUGCCGAGCUGUUUGGGUCUUUGAUGCCACGAAGCCUGCGGCCUUCGAUGAUCAGCAGAUGCUCCCUGCUUACGGCGUGUGAAAAGGUCAGGGGGUGGCCGCAGGCCUUGAGCAGUUUCGACGAUUUCGGCGCUGGAGGACGUGUUGCUUCAGCUGUGAUGAGUUCAACUGUGAUGACUGCAUCUGCGAAAGCCUCGAAGUGGCUCCAUGCAGCAGAGCUGGUGGAGUGCCUCAGAUGUGGUGCAAUCCUUCCUGAUGUUGUGACCAUGGGUGCCAUCAUGGAAUCUUUGACUUUCGCAGACCAUGCCUGGCAGAGAUCCAUCUUCAUGCUGACCGAGUUGAGUUGGCGAUCCUUUCUUCCGAAUGAGUUGGUUUGUGGUGCUGCAAUCACGACUUGCUACAAAGCACAAUUGGAAUUUGACAUCCGGGCUGCAGAAAAAGUGGAAUUGGCAGCUUUGGCUGUAGAACUUUUCACCUUCGAGCUCUGCUGCAGCGGGGCCUGGGGCAUCGGCCUGCCGAGCUGUUGGGACGAAGACUUCAACUGGGAGAUGUGCUGCGAACCCGAGCUGCGGCGGCGAGAGAUGGAAGGUCAGAAUACAAGUGACUUGAUACAAAAAGGCCCACGGAAAUGGCAACAGACGAUGUCGGAAUGUAUGGCGAACUAUGACAAACCUGCCAACUUUCAUUUUUUCAGGCGGCACUCGUCCCUUCUGGGCCAUGAUAUUGCCCAUGUUGGGAAUCCUGAGGUGUGCACCGAGGGCGGGCACCGUUUUUAUUGGGGCCUUCUAGCGAUCCGUCUUGGCGUGAAAGAUGUGGCCUUGGAGUUUGGGAUUUGCGUUCCUUCGUCCUGUUCAUACCCUGUGGUGGACACGGUUUUCGUGCCAUACUUACUGGGAAGAUACAUGGGCAAGAAUUGGGGCCCGAAAAAUCUGGAGAUUCUGGGGCGCUGGCACAAAGACACGGACGAAGUGGACAAGGACGACCGCGCCUCGCAUUUCAUGUUCAAAGUAGUGGCGCUCUAUCCAGGAGGUGCAGCAGCAUGGUACAGAGAACAAUGGCCCUACAGACAACAACUUUGGGAGUACCAGCCACGCUGGCGCCCCAAUGAGCAGAACACUUUGAUCCUGGCUUUCCUAGCGGUGCCGCCACUCCUGGCUGGCUUCCUCACAAAAGUCUUGGAGCUUUGUGGUCGAUCUUCAGGUUGGCUGCGGCUUUUUGCUCCACAACGUCACCUGGCAGACCUUUGCUCCAGCUCGACUUCAGCGGAGGACUUGCCAGAUCUCCAUCUGCUGCGGCUACUGCUGCAAAUCAUCGUGUGUUGGCAACAUGUCAUUCUAUUAGUAGAUUGGUUGGGCAACAGUGGCUUCGGCGGGAUCGAAAGCUUUCAACCUCUGACUAGCCAAGUUGCGAAGGUUCUGGGUCGAGUGAACUACACCUUCGCAUGUCUCACUGCGUAUCUCAGCCUGCGUUCCAUGCAACGGGCCCUUCAUGGUCAGCGAGGCUUCUGGAGGACCAGUGCUGUAUCCACCACAUGGUUGCUACGGCGCUGGCUCAGGCAAGCGUGCGAGCUGGGCUUCUGGAUGUGGUUCUUUCUGCGGCUGUCUCGGGACAUCCCUUGGAAGCCGUUUCCAGAGUUUGCCCGAAUCUGGUACCAGGAUCGCAGAGCGACAUGCUCAGCUGCGCCUGUACGCCCCGGCAGUCCCUUGAAGCCCUUUGAGCAUAUGGUGCCUCCGAUGUGGCUUUUGAGUCUGUUGUUUAUUUAUGCGCCUGCCAACGCUGCUUUGAAACUCUACUCACCGGUGGUCACUAUUUGUCACAACAUGCAGAUUUUUGAGAAUCUCUUCGCAGUGAGCGUGUUGGCUGCAGGUCUUGGGCUUGUGAAGCACCUCUUCGGUCGUUUCGGUGACAUUGCAUCCAUAGUUGCAUUUGUCACGCUAACGGCGUUGGGCCUUUGGUGGCAACCAGAGAUCCUCCACGAGGGCUUUCGACCGGGUCACCGCUUUGUGCAAGGGACCACAGCGCAUAUGCUCCCCGGGGCACUGCUCUGCGCGUUGGUGCCAAGCAAAUUUAGUGCCUCCCGAAACGUGGCCGGAAUGCUGGUAGCGAUGUCCCUCUUCGUGGCCUGGCUUUCGCUCCCUCCCACAGAUUUGAUGAGUGGGAUACAACCUGUGGCAGUUGCUGACAUGAAGUUCUCGGCCUCUAAAGCAGCCACCUUCCUCGUCAGCAACUGCCUCCAUGCUGUUGGUGUGGCCCUGCUGCUGAAUGGAAUGCAGAAAACAACUGCUGCAGCGCCAAGUUGGUGGGUUUUAUUGGCCUCGAGACUGUCUUUGGGCAUCAACUUGUCCAACAUCUUCGCGAUUCACUAUAUGCGUGGGCGGCUCCUGCUGAUGCCAAUUGAGUUCCAUCACGUUCACGUCAUGGGCUACACUCUGGGGGCGUGGCUGAUGGCUCUGAUCGUGUCCACCGCGGUCUACUGUGCAGUCAUGCCGUAUGCUUUGCUUGGUGAUGCUUUUCUGAAGGCUCUCACUCGAAUGCCCUUUGCCAGCAGCGCCAAUGGGAAGCGCGACUAA